Messenger RNA from Nelumbo nucifera (sacred lotus), 2186 nucleotides. Its product is annotated as multicopper oxidase LPR1 homolog 1-like. Gene Ontology annotation, molecular function: copper ion binding; oxidoreductase activity. The record is from RefSeq and is a predicted model, not a curated record. Lineage: Eukaryota; Viridiplantae; Streptophyta; Magnoliopsida; Proteales; Nelumbonaceae. Gene Ontology annotation, biological process: cellular response to phosphate starvation.
CUAUGUCAGAUUCCUCAACUCUUUAAGUCUCGAUCUCAACUCUCAACCAAGGGAACUCAGAAACCAGGUGCCAAUUGCAUAUUUACAGGCUUACAGCUAGUAUAAAUAUAUCUGGUUUGAUGCAAUUAGCCUUGUGCUCACCACACGCCUCAUCUUCUUUCCCCUUCCACUGACUACAGAGACAGAUCAAGGUAGAAGGAUGAAGGAGGGUACGUUGUUUUUUGUUGUAUGCUUAAUUUUUGUGAUAUCUUUCAAGGCUCACGCACAGAUAUCACAAGUGGUUCCGAGCCGAGUAGCUGCGGAUCUAGAGUUGUUUGCCGAUGAACUCCCCCGAAUGCCCAAGCUCCUCGGUUAUUCCAUGGGAUAUGGCGAAUUUAAGCCCCGCCAUCUCACCAUCGGAAUGUAUGACAAACAAUGGAAAUUCCACCGCGAUUUACUUGCAUCGACGGUGUUCGCGUACGGGACAUGCCGAGAGACAGCAACAGUGCCGGGUCCCACAAUUGAGGCACUCCAAGGAAUACCAACAUACGUGACGUGGACAAAUCACCUCCCUCAAAGCCACAUACUCCCAUGGGAUCGAACCAUUCCUGUAGCCAAUUUCUCCAGUGGGGUUCCUGCUGUGGUCCAUCUACACGGUGGGGUCCAGGAUCCACUAAGCGACGGCCAUGCCUUUGCCUGGUUCACCAACGAUUUCAACCUCACCGGAAAGACCUGGACAAAACCAACCUACACCUACCCCAACGUCCAGCACGCAGGAAACCUCUGGUACCACGAUCAUGCCGUCGGUUUGACACGUCUCAACCUCCUAGCGGGCCUGAUCGGUGGUUACGUCAUCCGCAACCCUACGCUAGAAGCAACUCUGAACCUCCCAUCUGGACGGGAGUUUGACCGCCUCUUGUUCCUCUUUGAUAAGAGCUUCUAUUCAAACGGAUCCAUUUAUAUGGAUCCGGUUGGUAAUAACCCGGAUAUUCACCCACAGUGGAACCCGGAAUAUUUCGGGGACGCCAUUAUCGUCAACGGCAAGGCCUGGCCUUAUCUCAACGUCCAGAGGCGGAAAUACCGUUUCAGGAUCGUCAACGCUGCAAACGCACGUUAUUUCAGGCUCUCAUUGACCAACAAUCUUACCUUUGUCCAUGUCGGAUCCGAUUCAUCCUACCUCUCCGCACCCGUUGAAACCAGCACCGUAUUUCUAUCCGUAUCCGAGAUUGCUGAUGUGAUCAUCGAUUUCACACAUUGUAUUGGCACCGAAUCGGUUAUGACUAACGACGCACCAUACCCGUACCCGACCGGUACACUCAUAUCCGGGGGUCUUGGAUUCGUAAUGAAGUUCAACGUUUCAGCGGGAAGUCCAGUCCGACCCGAUACAUCGACGAUCCCCACAACCUUAGUGAAUUAUGUGCCGGCAACACUACCUGUGAAUGUAACAACAAGAACAAUCGCACUGUACGAGUACUACAAGAACAAUAGUGAUACAACGAAACCCACCCAUCUCUACAUAAACGGGUUAAGCCCGGAUGAUCCGGUAACAGAGACCCCCAAAACGGGUAGCACCGAGCUGUGGCAGGUGAUCAACUUGACUCCUGAUAAUCACCCACUGCAUCUGCACUUGGCUUCAAUCCAGAUGAUCAAUUCGACGGCGUUGGCGAACUCCUCGGCGUUCACGGAGUGUAUGAAGGCUUUGGGUGAUCCAAACAAGUGCGAUCUGAAAGGCAAUUUAACAGAUACAGUUAUCUUCACACCCCCUGAAGAGCAGACAUGGAAAUCCGCACUGAAGCUGGAGCCUGGAUACGUGACUUAUGUGAUCGCCAAAUUUAAUCUGGUUGAGACUGGUGCCCCAUAUCCGUUUGAUGCUACUGCUGAACCCGGAUAUUAUUACCAUUGUCAUAUUCUGGACCAUGAAGACAAUGCUAUGAUCCGACCAUKGAAGCUGGUUCCAUGAAGAAAAUACAGGUGCAAAAUUAAAAUGAAUAACUGGACAUUGCUCCAGUAUGUGUUGAGCUAGAGUUGAUUUCAUGUGCAUUUCUAUUUCUGUUUUGUGUAUCAUUUCAAAAUCUGGUUUUGAAAUCUCGGGCUGAAAUAAGACAUGUUGAUGUAUAAAUUGUUCUGGGUGUAAACCAUUUAUAGCCUUGUUUGGAAAUAAAAUAUGGUCUCUAACCAGAUGUUCUGGUGGUUUGAACUUUCAAAAG